CAGAUUUACAGGAAAGGAACUUUGCCCUUCGGCCUCUCCUUUCGGUGGGGGCGGGUGGGAUUCUCAGCCAAGCCUGCAAUGCGGCGAGAGAGCGUGCGAGGGAGAGCACGAUCCUAUCUUUGCAGCAGGAACUCAAAGCUUGCUUAAAGCAAGCAAAAACUUUGCAGAGUUGUUGGUCCAAGUAAGAAGGAAGCGAAUCUCAGCAGAAAAGAACUUCCUCACUUCUAUUGGGAGGCACAUCCAUCUCAGGCUGAAGGGGAGGGAGCUGCUGAAUUCCUUGUAAGGGCCAGCCAGAGGGCCCAGGACUUUUAACAUCUGCAUGACAGGGAGACAUUCAAAGAAAGUGUGGAUUGUAGAAUUCAGUGACCUCCACCAAUUAACUGCAGUUCCUACCAAAGAAAGAGUCUGGUGAAAGAACAACUUUGACUGUUUUGGAGGCUCCCUUUAGAGUACAGAAUUGGAGUCAGAAGUGCAAGACUCGGCUUCCCGAGAGACCAUUAUGGCAGGAAGCAGUGAGGAAUGCUGGGAAGGGACUGUGCAGAAGAUCCUAGAUGAGGACCUGCUCACUUCAGAUGUGCAACACCAGCGCUUCAGUCAGUUCUGCUACCAGGAGGGCAAGGGCCCCCGAGAGGUUUGCAGCCAACUCCACCAUCUCUGCCGUCAGUGGCUCAGACCAGAGUGGCACACAAAAAAACAGAUGCUGGAUCUGGUGAUCCUGGAGUGGUUUUUGACCGUCUUGCCUCCAGAAAUAGAGAGCUGGGUGAGAGAAUGUGGAGCAGAGACCAGUUCGCAGGCCGUGGCCCUGGCAGAAGGUUUCCUUCUGAGCCAGGCAGAGGAUAAGAAGCAGGAAGAGCAGCAGUUGCAUAGAUGGUCAGUAGAAGGGACUCCUGUUUUCUCUGAGGCAGCGGAGGUUCUGUCAGACAUCAGUCAGAGGACACGCUCCAGGGGGAUCUCUCAAGAGGGUGACGGAGAUGCCACUUUGCAGGGCUGUGGAAUAAUGCUGACGAUGGGUACAAGGUUGUCUUCCCUGAGAGGUUGUGGUGGAGCAACAGCUUCUAUGCAACCAGAUGAUCAGGGCCCUGUGUCCUUUGAGGAGGUGGCUGUGCAUUUCACGGAGGAGGAGUGGGCUCUGCUGGAUCCAAAUCAAAGAGACCUGCACAGAGAAGUCAUGGAGGAGACUCGUCGGAAUGUGACCUCUCUGGCAGGUGAUGAGCGGAAGAGCAAGGAUGAGGGAGAACGAUGCAGAGCGUUAGCUGGGAAAGUGAGAUGUGUACAGGGAGAACAGCAGAGAAAGGAAACUGAAAUACAUCAGGAAAAGAGGAAUGAAUCCUCUACUCUUCAUGCUGGGGACUGCCAGGAAGCACCACUCCAACUAAAAAUAGACCAAAUUAAUGGAAAGAGGAAGCACCUUUUUUCUGGGAAUAGCUUCAGUUGUAAAUUGAAAGUCAAAUGUCAUUCAGGGAUCAAGAAUGGGGAGAAGCCAUUGAAACGUUUGGAGUGUGAAAAGAGCUUCAGUCAGAGCUCAGCUCUUAUAAAACAGCAAAGAAUGCUCACAGAAGAGAAAUCAUAUAAAUGUUUGGAGUGUGGAAAGAGCUUCAGCAGGAAGCAGUACCUCAAUGUACAUAUAAGAACUCACACAGAAGAAAAGCCAGUUAAAUGCUUGGAGUGUGGAAAGAGCUUCAAGCAGAGUGAACACCUUGAUGUACAUCAGAGAAUGCACAGAGGGGAGAAGCCAUAUCAAUGUCUGGAGUGUGGAAAGAGCUUCAGUACGAAUGCAUACCUCAGUAUACAUCAAGGAAUUCACACAGAAGAGAGGCCAUUUCAGUGUUUGGAGUGUGGAAAAAGCUUCCGGUGGAACUCAGUUCUUAUACAACAUCAAAGAAUUCACGCAGGAGAGAAACCAUAUAAAUGCUUGGAGUGUGAGAAAAGCUUCAGAGACAGCUCAGCUCUUACAAAACACCAAAUAAUUCACACAGAACAGAAACCAUAUAAAUGCUUGGAGUGUGGGAAAAGCUUCAGGUGGAACUCAAUUCUUAUACAGCAUCAAAGAAUUCACACUGGAGAGAAACCAUAUAAAUGUUUGGAGUGUGGAAAGGGCUUCAUACAGAACAAACACCUCAGUGUACAUUUAAGAACUCACACAGGAGAGAAGCCAUUUAAAUGCAUGGAAUGUGGAAAGAGCUUCAGACAGAAUAAACACCUCAAUGUACAUGUAAGAACUCACACAGGAGAGAGGCCAUUUAAAUGCUUGGAGUGUGGAAGGAGCUUCAACCGGAGUGAACCCCUCAAUGUACAUCUAAGAAUUCACACAGGAGAGAAGCCAUUUAAAUGUUUGGAGUGUGGAAAGAGCUUCCGUCAAAGUUCAAAUCUUACACUACAUCAAAAAAUGCACACAGGAGAGAAACCAUGUAAGUGUUUGGAAUGUGGAAAAAGCUUCCGUGACAACUCAACCCUUAAUGUUCAUCAAAGAAGUCAUACUGGAGAGAGACCAUUUGAAUGUUUGGAAUGUGGAAAGACCUUCAGUCAGAGCUCAGCUCUUUUAAUACAUCAAACAAUUCACACAGGGAAGAAACCAUUUAAGUGUUCAGAGUGUGGAAAGAGCUUCAAUCAGAGCUCAGCUCUUUUAGUACAUCAAAGAAUUCACACAGGGGAGAGACCAUUUAAAUGUUUGGAGUGUGGAAAGAGCUGCAGCCAGCGAUCAAACCUUAGUGCACAUCUAAGAACUCAUAGGAGAAAAACCAUAUAAAUGUUUGGAGUGUAGGACUGUGUGUUUUCGAAAAAGGAGUUGAUGGACUUUGUGUGUCGGAAAAAAGAGUUGAUGCUUCCAACCACCAGGAAACAUCAGAGCGUGGGGCAAGUGCCCCAGGUAGUGCACUUGUAAGCCAGAAUUUGGCUUUUUAAAAGCCAAAUCUGGCCACCUAGCUGGGGGCCCUUUAACUUCCCGCCCAGCUGCCACUGGGGCAGCUGGGUGGUACAGUGAUGUCCAGAAGCUUGGGGGUGGAGGGUGUGACUCUGGGCAGCCUGGGAAGCCCACACGGCUGCUGGGAGAACUUUGGGCUUCUGGGGAGUGUAGUCCCUCUCAGAACUUGCCCGCUCCCCUCCCCAAGCUCCCGAGCAUCACUGCGCUGCCCACGCACCCCUGUACCACUGGUGGGCAGGAAGUUAAAGGGCCCCCAUCACCAGCAUUCUAUUAGGGGCACUUGCCUUGUGCUCUGAUGCCUCCUGGUAGUGGGGAUAUCACACAUGAAAAAACCGUGUGAAAAGAAGAAAAAUAUAGUGGGAAACUAAUAAAACAUAUUAAAACAUUUA
Molecule: messenger RNA, 3309 nt
Organism: Hemicordylus capensis (graceful crag lizard)
Lineage: Eukaryota; Metazoa; Chordata; Lepidosauria; Squamata; Cordylidae
Product: zinc finger protein ZFP2-like
Exons: 8
Coding region: 500-2746 (748 amino acids)
Biological process (GO): regulation of transcription by RNA polymerase II
Molecular function (GO): DNA-binding transcription factor activity; RNA polymerase II cis-regulatory region sequence-specific DNA binding
Source: RefSeq, a predicted model, not a curated record